AUGGAUCGCUACGUGGUUGCUCCCUUUUGGGGAACCCAAACCUCUUACCUGAAUUUCUGCGAAGAGGAUUAUGUAGUGACACGAUUCGUCGCGGAGUUUAUAAACACAUUCAGUAGCUUCGUGUUUAUAAUUUACGGUAUCUACGGCCUCAGAAAGCUCGCUCAAAAGCAGCAGUCUGGUGGCCUUCGAUCAAUCUCAUACUAUGGAUUGAUUGGAGUUGGCGUCUGCUCAGGAGGCUAUCAUAUGACUCUCAAAUAUCACACACAGAUGUCGGAUGAACUGUCGAUGCACCUUCUCACCACACCUCUUCUGUAUCGAAUUCUUAGUUUCAAUGCUAGUCCACAACGGACUAGGAUAGUCGGACUUAUCCUUCUUACCCUUUUCACUUUGGUGAUGGUGAUCCAUAUCGUCAUGGACGAAUUCAUCCUUCACGCUGUGAGUUUCGGGAUCGCAGUAUACCUGAUCGCGACCGAAAGUUUGAAAAUUAUCGCUCAACAAGUGCCAGAUCUUUUGAUCAGGAAAAAGAUCCGCAACAUCGCAUUCUUUGGUUCUUCUUCUUUCGCUUUUGGUUAUAUUGUGUGGCUAAUUGACGAUUGGGCCUGUGGGAUAUUGACCGAAACUCGGCACUUAGUUGGGCUGCCCCUGGCAUUCUUCACUGAGCUCCACGGCUGGUGGCAUAUCUUCACUGCCAUUGGCGGCUAUGUCGCGGUCGCAAUUGUGGACCUAGUUACGGCUGGUAAAGUGCACGAUGAUCCCACAAACGAUCUUGCUUGGCCCAUUGGUCCAGCAACACGAGCUCUGGAAUCUCUGAAAUCAUCAAAGAAGCAGGGAUAA
Messenger RNA from Penicillium canescens, 834 nucleotides. Its product is annotated as ceramidase. The transcript is spliced from 7 exons. The record is from RefSeq and is a predicted model, not a curated record. Gene Ontology annotation, biological process: ceramide biosynthetic process; ceramide catabolic process. Gene Ontology annotation, cellular component: endoplasmic reticulum membrane. Lineage: Eukaryota; Fungi; Ascomycota; Eurotiomycetes; Eurotiales; Aspergillaceae. The coding region runs from base 1 to 834 and encodes 277 amino acids.